ACGUUACUUUUAUGUUUUUUUUUAUAUUGAUAUGUAUGUGAUGGCUUCUGAUUUUCUUUAUUUUUUUCUUACUUACUUUGUCUGAUCAAUGCGAACAAUUAUCAGUUUUACGAUCAUCUUUUUGAUCAUCACCGAAAAAAUCUAUAUUUCAAUACGUGUUUGAUAAAAUCCUUGAUCAAAGGUUUUAUCUAUUUGUUUGUCAAAAAAGUGGCUUUAUUUAAUCACAAACGAAUCAAAUUGGUGAAUGAAAUGUGUUUAUAUUUAUGUUAAUUUCAUAAAUGUUGCAUGAUUAAAAAUUAUUGAAAUAGAGAUAUCAUUUUAUUAGCAACAGUAAAAUAAAAUAAAAUAAAAAUUGCCGAAAUCCAAUGUUUUUGAAAUAUGGACACUUAUGUCCAUCAUUAUUAGAUGGCGCAAAUGUAUUUGAGUCGUAAUUUUCUGUGAAAAAAAAUCUACAAGUGUUAUAUUGUCGUAAUAAUACAUGUGUGUGUGUGGGAUCGUCGUUGUUUGAUGAUCGUGAUCAUUCGUAGCGAAUAAUCAUCGUCUUAAUAUGAUUGCUAUGGUGUGUGGUAUUAGUGUUGGCUGCUCAAAUUUUUUUUUUUUUUUGGUUCAUUGAAUGUGUAUGUGUUUAUAUGCCAAAUAACAACACCAACAACAAAUGUGGACUUGUUACUUGUUUAAUGAUCAUUCGUAGUAGCAGUGGCGAUGAUAAUGGCCCAUGGUAUUCUUGAUUAUUAUGAUGAUGUUGUUGUUGUUGUUGUGUAUUGAUCUCGAUCGUUUGCCAUGCACACACACACACACACAAUCGGAUCAUUGCCUUUCCACUAUAAUUUAUUUUCUCACUUUGUUGUUGUUGUUAUUGUUGUUGAAAAUUUGUUGUUUUCUUACAUCAAUGAAUUAUCUUAUGCAUGAUUUGCACCAUUUUGUGUUCUCGAUUUUGAAUCAUAAACCAUGAUGAAUUUGAAUCAUCAAAAUGUCAUAAUUUAAUGUUGAUCAUCAAAUCUCAUUUAUAUUAUAUAUUUUAUUAUCCAUAAACUUUGUAAUUUUAUGAAAACACAAUGAUUUUGUAAUGAAUUCUAGGUUUUGUUUUAAUGUUUCCAAAUUGUAAAUUGAUCUUGAAACUAUGAGCCUUGCAGCAGCAUCAUCACCAACUUCAUCACCUUCACCAUCAUCUUCGUCGAUCCAACAACAACAAUCAGCUGCAACAGCAUCAAUUAUUCUAAGUCCUGGUUAUUAUCGUCGUCAAGAACGAGAACAACAACAACAUCAUACAAAUCUUAAUACUAGACAACAUAUAUCUGUUUUGGCCAAUGCUUGUUUAGGACAACCACAGCCAGUUUCAUCAACAUUAGUGCCAUCAUCCAUACCACAUCAAUGGUUAAAUUGUACAUCAGUAACAAGAAAUUCUGUUGAAAGUCCUCCUAUUGAAAAGAUGACUAAUCAAUCACAUAAAUGUGUUCAACAGCAACGUGACCAAAUUGAUGACAAUCAUCAAACACCACCAAUUGAAACAUCGACACCAUCAAGUAUAGCUACUGAUGAAACACCACAAAUUGAUCGUUGGUCAAGAGAUUUUCGUUCAUUGAUCGAUGAUCGUGAUGGUGUUAAUCUUUUUCGUCAAUAUACAGUUGAAACUGGACUUGAUCAUUUGCUAAAUUUUUAUUUCGCAUGUAUAGGUUUGAAAUCAACUGAAAUUGAUGUUAGCACAAAAAAUCGUUCAAUUGUUGUGAUAUUCAAACGUUUUAUAUUAAAUCCAAAAAUUCUUGAAUUAUCCAAAGAAUGUCAACAACAUUUAAUGAAUGUCUAUAAAAUUCAACUAAAUAGCUCGAAAUCUUCAUCAUCAUUGGAUACAAAUCGCCAAAAUCAACAGCAGCUACAGUUUCUAGAUGAGAAUACAUUUAAUGAAGCAUUUAAUGAGAUAGAAUCUCGAUUAAGUGGUGCCAUUUAUCAGAAUUUUCUUAAAUCAAGAAUAUUUCUUGAUUACAUAAAUAAAUUCGAUUGGACGAAUAAUGUACAACAACCGAUUGCUGGAAUCGCUUCGUGCAACAAAACUGAUUUGAAUCAUCAACAAUCGCUACAAGCAAAAGAAAACCAUUUAUCACCUCAGUUAUCGGAAUCUUUGGAUGAUCCGGAACAAGAAUUUGUUUCAGAGUCCAAUAAUUAUGUAAAAAGAUUUGAUAUGCCAGUUAUUGAUGAAACUAGCGAAGAUGGUGAUUCAACUGUCAUAGAGGUUGUGCCUAAAUUCUCUCAACAACAACAGCAUUCACGAAUACCACAACCACAACUUAGAUCAUUAUCAUCGAACAAACCGAAUCAACCCGCUGCAAGCAGGGAACGAUUACAUCUUCAAUUUUAUGCAUUGGAAAAUCCACCACAUCCGUAUCAUGUAAACAGACAUGCUCAAUAUUCAUCAGUACAAUAUAAUUCUAAAAAAGACUCUGAAAUUGAAUCCAUAUCAUCCAGUGAUUCAUCGUUUGUUUGUUCACGUGAUAGAAAAUCAUUAUUACGUAAUAUGAGUUCAUCAUUAUCAAACAAAACAUUGACACAACGAUUUCAAAGGCCUCCACCUCAACAGCUGAAAAAUCAACUAUUACCACUAGAAAAUCCUGAUGAAUUUGCACGUAGAUUGAUUGAAAAAUUGAAUAAAGUUCGUUCAGAACAAGAAACUGAUAUAAAACUAAGCCAAGCAUUGAUAUCUUUUGAACGAGCACACUCACCAUCAUUGCCUGGAUCACAACACGGCGGUGGCAGCGUUCAACAACGUGAAGCUGGUGUGGGCAAAAAUUCCACCAACAAUAAUCAAACAUCGAGCAAAUCAAAUCAUCGAGAAUCAGGCCUAGGUUUGGCAUUGAAAAAUAUUGAUUUCAGUACACUUAAAAAUGAGAGUGGUCAAGCCAUAUUAGAUAAACAUUUUGCACAAGUUUUCGAAACACCGAAUGCCGAUUCACCAUCCACAUCUAAUCAAUCAUCAUCGGCACCAUAUCCCCAUCACACUAAUCCACAACAAAUCAUUCAUCCACCACCACCAUUAUCACCGACACCACAUUUUAUUGCUCAAUUCAAUUCAUUAUCCGUUAACAAUUCGGUGACAAUACCUGCAUAUGUUAAGUUUUCUAAUGAAGAAGUUCCACAUAAAUUGACAUUGAUUGGACCACAUAUCACUUUAUUGUCAUUCAAACAACAAAUUCCAACCAAACGUGGUAUACAAGAAUUUUUUUUCAAAAGACAAUCAAGUGAAUCAGAAAAACUUGAUUGUGGUUCCGAUUCUUUGUGGAUCAACAUCAAAGAUGAUCAUCAAACAUUACCACAGCUUGAUGGUAAGAUCCAUGCAAGAGUUGAAUUAACUAACUAAUAACUAUUGUACAAAUGGAGAAAAAAUUGCUGCCUUUUUUAUGUACCGAAUUAUUU
Dermatophagoides farinae (American house dust mite) is the source of this 3405-nucleotide messenger RNA. RefSeq lists its product as uncharacterized. Gene Ontology annotation, molecular function: molecular adaptor activity; beta-catenin binding; ubiquitin protein ligase binding. The record is from RefSeq and is a predicted model, not a curated record. NCBI's taxonomy places the organism in Eukaryota, Metazoa, Arthropoda, Arachnida, Sarcoptiformes, Pyroglyphidae. Gene Ontology annotation, biological process: positive regulation of protein kinase activity; negative regulation of canonical Wnt signaling pathway; cell development. Gene Ontology annotation, cellular component: beta-catenin destruction complex; nucleus; plasma membrane.